Paramuricea clavata is the source of this 13643-nucleotide messenger RNA. Lineage: Eukaryota; Metazoa; Cnidaria; Anthozoa; Malacalcyonacea; Plexauridae. The record is from the annotation of a GenBank genome assembly.
AUGAGCAUUAGUAACUUCGACUUUCCUUACUGCCAUGAAGUUACAAAAUACGAGAGAUUGCUCAAAAUUGGUCAAGGAACAUUUGGGUAAGACAACGCUUGCUUCCGUUGCAUCGUGUGUUGUGAGCUGUUUACACGCAAUUCCUCAAGAUAUUUCAUCGAUUCUGUACGCUUUUAUUAUUCCUCAAGCUUUACAUUUAAUGAUUAUCGUUUAAUGAGCACUGUUUUUAUUGAUCUGAACGGAAUAUGGGGUCAUAUUCAUAGAUGCUGAUUUUGUGAAUUGUUUAAUUUCCGGAUUUCCCAAUAUUAAAAGCAAGCGACAUUUUUGAUAGCCAAAUUACAACGUAAUGAAGCCGUUAUUGAUAGCGAUAGCCGUUCUUGUUUGAAAUCACAAAUGUGAAACUACAUUGAUAUUGCCAUUCUUGAUUUCAAGCACAAACUGCCAACGCCAUAGGUAACCGCUAAAUUAUGUACACAUUUAUAUAUCUGUGUUGUCAGAAAUGUUGCUUGCUUGAGCUCUGUUAUCACAAUUCACCAGUUGAAAACCUGACUUUUAUAUUCAACUUGAAUUUAAGUUGAAGAUGAAAUAAUAUUUCUGAUAAUUUUCAUCAGAAAUUAUACAUCUAAUUAUUGAUAUUUACUGUGAACAUUUUCCAAUUGAGUAUUGUAGCUAUUACAUAUUUUCAAGUCAAUGUUGCCAAAAUCCAGAAAAAAUGUCACCUUGGCAAUGGGUCAUUCCAGAAAAUAUCCAUACCUCCCCCGAAGAGGAAAUUGUAACUUAAUCCCCCUACCCCCUUCAGAUGUCCUAAUACACUUUAAUUAUCAUCCGAAACAGAUUUUUGUUACCUCCCUCCAGAUGGCAGAAAUGUACUCCGUUGGUGUGGGGGGGGGGGGGAUCUUCUCUGGAACGACCCAAUAGAGCUUUGUAAUCUUAUGAGAUUAUAAAUAUUCUUUACUCGAUUGAAAGUCACAGUAAAACAGGAAACAUCGAAGGAUUAAGAAGCAAAUUAUAUUUGCUUUCAAUUGCUUAUUUCAAUACAUUUCUUUCAAAUGAUUUGCUGCACAGAACAAACAAGCAUGAAUUAUCACUACAUGACUAUCGAGACAAACUCACCAAAGGCACAAAACCAUUUUCUCCAUGUCAAAUGUCUUGCACUUCAUCUCCAAAUCCCUCGUGUCUUUCUGAGUCACUACAAUCAACAGGAAUAAGACUUCUUUAUGCCAAGCCUAUAUUAUUUUUAAAGCUGAUAUGACCAGUAUUGAAUUCCUAUCCUUGCAUAUGAGUAAGAAAUUGCAUCUGAAUAGAUUUUGGAUGUCACAAUGACAAUCAUCUUCAAGCAAUGCAUGUUGUCUUACAACAUUAAUUUAUCACUUCCCAACCUACACAUGACCUUCAGAAUACAGCACACAUUAACCCUUUAAGUGGCAAUGCGCCCAACUUUAUUAUUUUACUUGUCAGUAGGAGAGUGCUACCACUCACUGGAUUAAUCAGACUUCUGCCUAUGCACCCUUUAUUAUUUUACUCUGUUUAAUGCCAGACUAUUUUACUUAUCAGGGGGAGAGUGCUGCCAAUCAUUGGGUUAAACUAUUAAAUUUUCAACCCUUUUAUGAGUAAAAUAGUUGCAUGUUAGACAAUAAAAUAAGAGUAGAGUGCAUUAGUGGCAUUGUAACUGAAUGAGUUAACAAAAUACACAAAAUCUGGGUUGAUAAUAGUCUGGUUUACACAUUAAUCCAUUAAGUUGUAUUACACAUUACUUUAUUAUUUUACUCCAGAUGUCUAACACCAGAUGAUUUUACUUGUCAAGAAGAGAUAGGCUGGCACUCAAUUGUGUUAAUCAGAUUAGCUGCCCAUGUGUCUAGUUAACCCAUUAAGCUGCAUUGUGCCCUAAUGCACCUUUAUUAUUUUACUCUGUCUAACACCAGCCGAUUUACUUGUGAAGAGAGAGUGCUGCUACUCAAUGGUUAAUGGUUUCCUGAUAUGCCAUUCCCUGUUUGAUUAGCACUGAAUGCUUUAUUUCUUCACAGUGAGGUAUUCAAAGCGCAGGAGAGGAAAGGAUCACGACGUCUUGUGGCGCUCAAGAAGGUGAUGAUGGACAAUGAGAAAGAAGGGGUAUAAAUAUUUGCUACUUUAACAAUGUUGUGUUGUUGUGUAUGUAGGCUAAUGUGGUGUUUUUCACCCUCCAUUAGUUUCCAAUCACAGCGCUACGAGAAAUUAAAAUCCUCCAGCUUCUUAAUCAUGACAACAUUGUGAAUCUCAUUGAAAUAUGUCGAACUAAAGGUACAUCAAUUAUUUCACUUUAUGUAAAAUAGACUUUAUCUCCUGUUAUAUUAUCAUGUUCCUUUCAUAUGAGAAGAGCAUUUUCGGUUUGACUUUAUCAAACACCGCAGGUUUUCAAUGAACACUAUCAUCUGUUUUCUCAUGUAGUAAUUAACACUGAGUUAAUAAAAUAUCUGUAGGAAGAACAGUUUAGAAAUAGAGCUACACAGUGUAAAAUAAGCUAGUUUAGUUUAUGUUCCUUCCUGUGGUAACACCUAAUCAAAAAAGGUUUACUCUACUGGACCUCCAGGGAGGACCUUGAGCCAUUGAUGAACAUGCAUAUUCACUGAAGUGGUCUGAUGCCCUACAACUCUCUACUAAAUGAGCUUAGAGUCGAUUGGGGAGAUCACAAAUUCAAAGCUGUAUUUAAUUAAACACACAAUAAAUUCAUGCAUUUUAUCAACUUUAAACAUGAUGAUGGCACAGUUUUUCAACUCAGAGCCAUCAUUAUGUAGACCCACUGCAUCCAAUGAGCCAUAGAAAAAUUGCACUAUAUAAUGAAGGUAACUGGAGUGUUCCAUUAUUCCCCUUUCUGAGUAGCAGUUCAUGUCUUCCAGAUGUCAUACAUGAGCUCUGCAUUAACAUAUCCUGAAAUAUUCAUGAUCUAUGACAUGGAUCUAAUUUUCAAUCUUUUUUCAGCUUCGCCAUACAACCGCAACAAAGCAAGCAUCUAUUUAGUGCUGGAAUUCUGUGAACAUGAUUUAGCUGGCUUGCUCAGCAAUCACCAAGUAAAGUUUAACCUUGGUGAGAUUAAGAAAAUUGCUCAGAUGUUAAUGAAUGCCUUGUACUUCAUCCACAGUAACAAAAUAUUACACAGAGACAUGAAAGCUUCGAAUGUUUUAAUCACCAAAGCAGGGGUGCUGAAACUUGCAGAUUUUGGGCUUGCAAGAGCGAUACACAUCAGCGAAGAGAAGCAGCGUUACACUAACCGUGUCGUUACACUCUGGUGUCGACCGCCAGAGUUACUCCUUGGAGAACGCGAUUAUGGUCCACCUAUUGAUAUUUGGGGCGCGGGCUGUAUUAUUGCUGAGAUGUGGACUCGUACCCCUAUAAUGCAAGGUAGCACAGAACCACAUCAACUUACGUUAAUCAGCCAUCUGUGUGGGUCAAUUUGCCCCGAGGUGUGGCCGGGCGUCGAGCAGAUGGAACUGUACGAGAAGAUGACCUUGGCUCAGGGAUUGAAGCGUCGUGUGAAGGAGAGACUUAAAACUUACGUCGGUGAUGCGAAUGCAUUGGAUCUGAUUGAUAAGAUGUUGUCACUUGAUCCGAAACAAAGGCUCGAUAGUGAUGCGGCGCUUAACCACGACUUCUUCUGGACAGACCCAAUGCCGUGUGAUAUAUCUCGUACCUUAGCACGCCAUAAUACAUCCAUGUUCGAGUAUCUUGCCCCACCACGCAGACCUGGUGGUAUGGCGGCCGCUAAUCGACCCAGAGGUGCUGCAGGUCAGCCCAACACAAGUCAAGCUAAUUCUUACGCAGAUAGAGUGUUUUGAACGAACAUUGGUUUAGUGGUGGAGGAAAGUUUGAUUAUUUAACAUACAGUAGAAAUGGCAUUCCUUACAUUGUUCUUGCGAGGGGGUCGUAUAUAUAUACUUUCAUAUUGUUGUGUCUGAUAAAGUAACUAGUACAAGUAAGCCGACCAAUUAUAGUAACUUGUUAUAGAAAUAAAAAUUUAGGAAAACAGUUAAAAAUACGAUCAGUUAUAAACAGAAAAUUGACUGAAAUAAAAAGUCUAGUGGAAUUGGACACUAGAAGGUUCUGAAUCCCAAGGAUUUAUCCAGCAUGUUGGUCACCGAGGAGCGUGCUUCAUUGGUUCGUUUAUAUAGGUUGUUUAAAAAUUAUUAUAAUUUAUAAAAAAAAUGUAAAAUAGGCAAACAAUAAAAAAAUAGUUUAUAAAGAAAAACAGGAAAAAAAGUUGAUAAGAGAAUAAAAACGGAAAAAAUAAUUGCAUAAAUAUUGGCACUAAGUAUUUACAUGUACGAUUUUAAUACAUUGGGGAACAUAUGAAGUUUCAGUAAGGUUGUAUAUGUUUUGCACAAUGUGAUAGUUGUAGUUUGUAAGUUAGUGAAUUUUUACAAUCUUGGCAAAAUGUCAAAUCUAUUUUCCGUUUUAUACUUCAAUUUUAACUCGUAAGGAAUUGGUAUAGUCAAUGGCUUACGCCAUAUAUUAUAGGUGAACGUCAAAGUGGGGAAUUUGUAGUAGUUGUGGUAUAUUUUUUUGUAUUUAUUUUGGUUGAACGACAUUUUCCAAGCUUGUGACAAUUUAUAUCAUACGUUGUGUUGUAUUAGAGUUGUAUGAAUCGCUGUAUCGUAAGUAAAAUGUUGUAAAAUGUAAUAUAGACUUUUAUACAAAAAAAAACUGAAAAAAAUAUUGUUGUAAUUAGUGCGUAAGGCGUAAUGGUUGGUAUAUAAUUUGUACAUUAGGUUGAUUUCUCUAAGCAUUAUCCAGUAGAUUGGCAAUAGAAAGUAAUGGAAAUGAGAUAAUUUUUCAUUGCUUGAACUGUCAAGGGCCGGUUGUAUAAAACUCUUAAUCACUUUUUUAAUCGCUAUUUUGUAGUUAAAUAGUGAUUAACUCUCAAAUAGCCUAUUAUUGGAUGACAUUUCCACUUAACUAUGUUUAACUUUAAUCACUUUUUUAUACAACCGGCCCCAGGACGGGCGAGACUAGGGAUAUAUUGCUAUAAUGUUAAAGUUAUUUUUCUAGUUACUCAUAUUAUUGUAUACUUUGUUCUUUGUGUUUCCAAAUAUUCAAUCAUGUAAUGGGAAGUAAUGAAAAAUAAAUAAUUUAACUAACAAUCUGGUUUUCGCUGCGUUUGAUGCAAAUAAAUCAUAGUUGCGGCAUGACGAUUGUGGGGUCAUGAUUCAAGAUGGUCACGAUCUGGAAAAAAGUGACCUCAGUCCUCAGCUUCCUAGCAAGAAAAUUGAAGGGCAUUUUCAAUUUUUCACAUUGUAUCAUAUUUUCUUAUCUGUCAUUUGAGACAUCAUAAAUACAGUCGAGCAUACUCUGACGUGACGUCAUUUUCGGAAGAUGGAAGAGGUGUUGAAUGGCUAUGUAACAAACCCUACUCAUUCAUGACCAUCAACCCCUAAACCGCAACCCUAACCAAAUUACUGAAAAAAAAUCCAAAAAGGAAACCACUUAAGAAAUUGAUUAAAAGACGUAACAUCAGUGAUGGAAAUGGGAUUAAUGGCGUUUUUACGUUUUAAAUUUUCCACCGUUUUUACGCACUUUUGAGGAACAUUUUGAAAAAGGCAAAUUCAGGAUCCGAUCUACCCUGGAUUCCAGAGCCUUCGAUAGUAAAUAAUAAAUUGAAAUGUCGCGAAGGCUCUGGUUCAACGGGGCGAUUCUUUGAUUAAGCCGCGCCAAUCACAAAACAGAAUUAGUGGUUUUAGUACAGAUUCUGUACUAAAACCACUAAUUCUGUUUUGUGAUUGGCGCGGCUUAAUCAAAGAAUUGCCCCGUUGAACCAGAGCCUUCGCGACAUUUCAAUUUAUUAUUUACUGUCGAAGGCUCUGGAAUCCAGGGUAGAUCCGAUCCAAAUUCAUUAAACACUUCCAGAUCCGUCAACCUCGUUCCAAAUCUGUCUAUGGGUUUUACUAAGGGUGACAGUGAAUAGUCACUUUACCAACAAAAACAGUUACCAGAGUGACUCAUUGUUUACUUUAUGUAUUGACCUUGUGUUUGGUGGCAAAUACUGGUACAUGGUAAAUGACAUUGCUCACUACCAUUUGAAGCUGACUUUGACUACACUAUCAUCACUCGUGGUAUAUAAACACAAUGCAUCCAGAUUUAAGAAUGGCUACACUGUUGUUAAAAUGGUCCAUUAACCAUCACUCCAGUUCUACUACGAUAAAAUGUCUGCGCUUUUGUAGAAAAGGUCGAUCGACCAUCUCCAGUUACAUAUAGAGAUCAUCGGGUGUUGAUAAAUGGAAAUAUAGCUUGAUAAUACGGUAUGAAACGGGAUAUUGCUAUGCAUGUUCAACUUUAUCCUAUAAUAACAACUUACUUUCUAUACGUUCUCGAAUUAUUCCAAUAUGGCCGCUUAUUCAAGCCGAAUUUACAGUUUGAAGUAUUUUGGCGAUAUUUCACGUCCUAAAGUUAUAAAAUCACUGAUUGAUAAACAACAAUGUAGUCGUAGGUUGAAGAAGUGUUAUUCCAGUGAAUCUAGGGAGGUGCCACUCAGCGAGCCGUUGCCAAAUGUGGGGGUAAGACCCCCUAGUUCACCCGGCGCUCCUGUAGGAGGGGCGUAUGUAACCAGAAUGACUACGUUAGAGAAUGGCUUGAAAGUUGCAUCAGAGGAGAGUUUUGGACAGUUUUCUACCGUCGGAGGUUUGUGCGCUUCAUUUGUAUCGACGUUUAUUUCUUCAUCUGAUUUACGUGUUGUGCAAUCUAACAAACUUAUGUCUCAAUCAAUUCCAUGGGUGCCCAACCCCUCCCCGGGCGUUUGUCGGGCAUUUGUUAUUUUAGCGGAAAAACGUUGCAAAUGCCCCACUAUGGGGUGCAAAUAAUGCAACAAAAUCCCCACCCUUGGGGACUUACAUUGACACAAAUGCCCCACCAUUGGGGGCCAAAGGAUUUCUGAUAGACUGAGGAUUUCUGAUCCAAAAAAUCGAAUGCAAGCUCUAUCACGUAUCAAUAUAUCUGUAUUUAAAAUCGAUUCUGUAGCCAUUUCGUUUCAAAACGUUUUUAAUUAAAAUAUUGAAGUCUCAAAACUUUAUAUAGCAAUAUCAAACUGAGGAAGUAAGUCAAUGUAUCAACAGGAUGGACAAGAAAAAAGUCUUUGUGUGUAUGUCCGCCAUGAUUAAUUUGCAAUACGCAUGCACAUGUAAACAUGCGCACUAAAGUACGGCUAAAUGGCGAAACAAGCGAUAAACAGUUCGACUUUUUAGCCUCGAGCAAAUUCCCCACCCCGGGGCUAACCUGCAGAAAGCAGAUGCCCGACCCUGGGAACAAGUACAGUUGAGAAUGCCUGACAAACGCCCGGGGGGGUGUUGGGCAACCAUGGAAUUGAUUGAGACAUUAUGACGUAAUAUCUAGUUGCGCACAUUCAUUCAUAGAAACAGAUUGUCUGUCAAGAAGUAUAAAACAUCACAACAAACAUUUGUCAUAGUUUAAACACAUGAUAUGCUAUCUAGACGAACUAGCUAGGAUAGCAUGAUCAGGGUGGCUUACUGUAGUUCACAAAACGAAACGAAACGAAUCUGCACUUUGCGAAACUGUAAUUUGCGAAAUCUGCAGUUUGCGAAAUCUGCAGUUUGCGAAAUCUGCAGUUUGCGAAAUCUGCAGUUUGCGAAAUCUCUAGAUAGAUUGCUAUUCAAAUUUGCAGUUUGCCAAAACAUAUAGCAGAAAGUAAAAAAAAUGUUUACCUUUUCGAAAGUUUUCGAUGCGAUCACCAACAUUUUUAUGUCAAACCUCGCGGCUGCGAUCCACUUGACCAUGCAUCUGAAGAAUUUCCGGGAAAAUACCAUAGUCAGGGCAAAAUUUCCAAUCAAUUUGCUGGCAAUGGUGUAUUUUCAAUCUUAAACUUUUGCAUUUUGCAGUCUCAGACAUAUAAUUAUAUAAAGAAGUUUAUUUGACACUGCCACUGAAAUAUAACUAAUACAAGUAAAGCAAUUUAUUGUGAUAACAUUUUAUCGCAAUUAUGACUUCGUGUAGUCAGGUAGGUUCUUAAUUAUAACUAGGUUAACUUGCACAGAAUUUAAUUGUACUGUUGACGCCUCGCCCUCGGAACAUGUGAACAUUUUUAUUUUACCCUAAACUACAGAUAUUUCGCAAAUUACAGAUUUCGCAAACUGCAGAUUUCGCAAAUUACAGAUUUCGCAAAUUACAGAUUUUGCAAACUGCAGAUUUCGCAAACUGCAGAUUUCGUUUCGUUUCGUAAACUACAGUUUCACAAACUACAGUAAGCCGAUCAGGGUCAUAUUAACUAGAUGGGACAAUUGGUGGAGGGGCAGCGAUGGGGGUGCAUAUUCAUAUUUUCAUGUUCACAUAUGUAAAAACAAUCGCUUUCAAAAGGAAUCAGUAGGGCAGAACACAAAUAUAUGAAUAUGCAUCCCCAACCUAUAUUGCCAGUGGAAUAAUUCAAACAAACCAACUUUCCACACUGGUAACUAAUGGUUGUGGUAACCCAGGGUGCACUCUUAGAGAUUACUUCACAGUCUUAAGAGCACGCAGAACUGUCUAUUUUGACAUGGAUUUUAGUCCACAAAAGUAAACUUUUUUGAAAUAUUAGCAUGAUCAAGGGCAAAUGUUGGCAUAUCUCCGUCAUGGAGUUUACAUGGAAUAUGCACCUUGGUUGAUCAGGCCUGCAAAUUACUGUUGGACAACGGACAAUGUCCGACUAAAUUUGGCAAAUGUCCGAGCAAAAGUAAUUUUGAUCGGACAUUGGUCAGAUCACAAAAAAAAAUUGUCACAUACAUUUUUUUGCUGUGACAAAAUCUGAUUGCAAAUUCACUCAAUUUGCAUUUUGCAAUAAAAUUUACGAGGCAUUCUAGCAUUUUACUUUACGUUGCGCUGGAAUGGCUAAUACAAUACUUGUCUCGUGACUUAUAUAUAUCUUGUGAUGUGUAUAUAUAAUGACGUAUAUAUAAUGUCCGACCAAAUUUAAUUUAGUGGUGUUGGUUUUUGUCCGACCAAAUUCAAGUUAUGUCCAACCAAAAUUAAAAGUGAUCAGACAAAUGUCCUGUCAAGUCAAAUAUUUAUUUGCACCCCUGUUGAUGAACCAUGCAGAUAGCGAAAUAUUUUGAUGAAUAAUAGAUAAGAUAGAUGUACAAAUAUACUCAAAUAUAUUAUUAAAAAGAUAUAUAGUAUCACAACUCGAUAAAUCUUAAAAUCAUUUGUUAAUUUAACCCAUUUAUAGCCCAAACAUUUUUGAGUAUAUAGUUUCUUGUAUUUACAUGCAGUUCUCAUUGAUGCUGGUUCUCGAUAUGAAGUUGAUCAUCCCAGUGGAGUGUCUCAUGUUAUUGAGAAAAUAGCUUUUAAAGUAAGCCAUAUGAAGAGUCCAGACUUUAUAGCUCAAUGGUAGAGUGCUUCACAGGAAUUGCAGGACCGCAGGUUCAAUUCCUGCUGGAUGGCCUAUAUGAUUGUAUUUUUCAAGUCUAGAAUAUUUAGUUUUUUGCAUGAAAUUUUCAUGAAAUAAAGAAACUCUUAGAUUGUCCACCAUAGGUGGCUGGAGAUCACAAGGGGUGUAGUCUAUAGUACUUUCUAAUUUAAAUAUUUAGAAUACCGAACAGUUUAAAUCAAAUGAAGAAAUCUUGAAUGAGCUUGAAAAGCAUGGUGGGAAUGCUGAUUGUCAGUCAUUUAGGUAAAAUGUUUAAGGCCUGUUUACACUUGUAAUUUUUGCUGCGAUUUCAGGUACGAUUUUCUUCUUCUGAUGGAUGUGAACAAGUAGAUGAAUUGUGAAUGUGUCAAGUAUGUUUAACAUCAUCAGUCAUCAUCUGAACAUUCAUAACUCAUCCACUUGUUUACAUCCAUCAGAAGAAGAAAACGCGCCUUAAAACUGUUCAGAGGGCUGCAGAUAUAUUGAGAGAGAUCUAUCUGAAAAAUAAUUCUGCUUGCAAGGAUUAAUUCUGCUUAAUAUUUUAGGCAGUUGUGCAUUCUCAAUGUGCAUUCUACUGGUUUCUUUAGCCAAGAUUUAUUCUUCUAUAUUUCAGGGAUGCUAUAGUGUAUGCAACAUCUACAUUUACUGAAGGUUUACACACAGUUAUGAAUAUUUUAUCUGAUGGAAUUUUUAGACAAAAUAUUGACGACGAUCUUGUAAGCAAAAGCACUUGUCUUGACCUGGUUAUAAAUAUAAAUUUUGUGUUACUUAGAUAGAGAUACAUUCUUGUAAUUAAAUUAAUAAUCAUUUGUAUUAAAUGAGACAAAGAUGGAAAGGUUCAUCUGAUCAAGUAGGUGUGCUAUACACCUGUUUCGUCUUGCCAUGCAGAUGAUCCAUUGGUUUGCAGUGUUUAUAAACCCAUGAAUGAUGAGAUGAACUUUAUCUUUUCUUUGACCAAGUUCUUCAAGACAAAUCAUUGUCCUCCACUGAUGAUUGAAAACAAAUCCUAAUGAGAAACGGACUUAAGUUGGAUUAAAUAAAACAUACCCAAUAUAUUUAGGUGUCAAGACAAAAAGAGGUCGUUGAAUUUGAACUGGAAAAUUUGGAGUUGAGUCCAGACCCUGAACCUAUUUUAACAGAUUUAAUACAUGCAGUAAGUAUUGACUGUCAUUUGACAGCUGCUUGUAAAAUCAGUCAGACAAUCCUUGUGUUUAAUUCCAACUAGUGUAUCCCAACAAACAUACUGUGGUGAACGGUGAUGUAUUUGGUCAUUUGGUUUGUCUAUAUUCCUCUUGGAAGUACACAAUUUCCAAAUUGGAACUGAAAGCUUUAGCAAUUUAAUGCGCAUUUAUUUUGACAAGGCUUUCUAUUGGUAAGAUCUGUUUAUCGCCCUGAAAACCUCGAUAACAAGACUACGUAUUGGGAAGUAAUGCGCACAGUGCCACAGUUGAAAAUGCGCGUGCUAAUCAUGAACAGAAAAUUUUUAUACCCCAUUUUUAAUAACAAAGUUCUUAUACUUUGAUGCUUGUGAUGUUACUCUGAGUGUAUAUCCACACCGGGCAGGCUUGAAAAAUAUGCCUGCAUGGCCACGGUGGGAAUCGAACCUACGACCUUUGGAAUACUAGCCCAAUGCUCUGCCAACUGAGCUACGCGGUCAGGUCGGUUCGAAUAAGUGAUAUUUCGGAACAGAAUCUAGUUCCUUCGAUAUCAAUGUAAUCUAAUAAUCAUGAUAUUUGCUGUCUUGGUGUAAUGUACUCAGGUGAAUAAGAUGCUUGUGAUAUUACUCUGAGUGUACUUCUUAUACUUUUGACAAAUGUUUGAGAAUGCGUAAAGUAUUGGAAAUUUAGAUUAUUGAAAGUGAUGAAUUUUUGGCGAUAAAAUCAUUAUUUCGUUAAUCUUUUCAUCAUUUUAGGCGGGCUAUCGAAAUAACACAUUAGGGUUACGCAAACUAUGCCCUCGGGAAAAUCUCGCCGACAUAAAUGCGUCAGUUAUUAAGGACUAUAUGUCGCGGUAUUAUGACCCAUCAAGAAUGGUUAUUGCUGCAGUAAAUGUGAACCAUGAGGAAGUUGUUGAGCUGGCCAGGAAAUAUUUUGUCAACCCAAGAACAACAUGGAGCCAAGACAACGAAGCGUUGCCUGAUAAAUCUGUCGCACAGUUUACUGGAGGAGUGAUCACAGUAUGUAUAUUGUAUUCAUUUUAUUGCUGGUACAUUGGUUAUACCGUGCAUGCCUUCCACUUCUGUCACCUCUUGAAUAACUAAUUUUCUCCAGGUAGACAUUGCUUUUACUGGACCUCCAGGGAGAACAGUUGAGAACUGAUAGAGCUAUCCAGUAUAAACCAGUCUAGCAAAGGCAGUCUAGUGUUAUGCUAUAUAAGGAAAACAGAACUAUCUAGUAUAAACAAUGUUACUUUAAUUGAUUUUAUUUUCCCUUUAGGAUCAUCGCACAGAUCCACAAAUAAACAUCGGACCUACCCCACUCCCAGAUCUAGCUCAUGUUUCACUUGCUUUGGAAAGUGCAUCUUUUAAUGAACCAGAGUUCUUCGCUUUUGCUGUUCUGAACGCCCUCAUGGGAGGAGGGGGUUCCUUCUCUGCUGGGGGGCCCGGGAAAGGCAUGUAUUCAAGACUGUAUUUGAAUGUUCUGAAUCGCUAUCACUGGAUCUACGCGUGUACGGCAUUCAAUCACAGUUACAUGGACAGUGGGAUAUUUUGCAUCAAUGCAAGCUCGCAUCCCAAUCAGGUGCGUCGAAGUCGAAACUUUGUAAUUGCUUUAGGAUUGGGAAUAGUCGCAACGUCACAAGUAUCUCCGAGUGACCAAUGAGUGACCGGAUGAAAUGGAGAACAGUGACAUUUCAAAGCAAUGAACCAUUUCGACCACGAAGUUACUAUAGUAGAUAUUACUCCCCAUCUGCCGCCUGGUAACGGUUGAAUCACUGGUUUAUGCUGACUUUUACUGAGGGCUUAACUUUCCAUGGGAGCUUCGUGGAUUUUUAUGUAGAUAUUUAAGCAUUUGUUUGUUUUUUUCUGUAGAUUUCCAAUCUUGUUCAGAUACUCCUAUAUGAAUAUUUUAACUUGAUACGUGGAGAAUUUAGUGAUGUGAGUUGCGUUUUGUUGAAUCCAAGGAUUGAUAGUUACUGAGAAUUCUGUUUUUACGCCAGACUUUCCUGUUUACAACUUUCCUUCUUGCUCCCCCUAUUUGUCUUUUAUGUUUAAAUGUUGUCUUUGUUUUUGUGAAAAAUCCAUUUGAGAAAUAGCGCGAGAAAUGAAGAAAUGAUAAUAAUAAACUUUAUUUAAAGAAGGUCAAGUAUUCACAAAAACACGCCAGUUUAUUAACUAUAGCUAAUCUUGUUCUGGACAUUGAUAUCAUAAAUUAUCAAUUUCCUUUUCAAGGAGGAGGUGUCGCGAGCCAAGAAACAACUACAAUCAAUGUUAAUGAUGAACUUAGAGUCGCGUAUUGUCAUGUUUGAAGAUAUUGGAAGGUUAGCUAUAUCCUGUUAGUCUUAAAUAUCCAUCCAUGAACGGUGCACAGAUUUUGCUAACUGAUAAAUUUGACUGGUUCCAUUAUUUUUGUUCUUUUUAGACAAAUUCUGGGACUUGGAAUGCGAAACUCCGCGCAGGAACUGUACGAGAAAAUUGGUAAAAAAAUUUUUUUGUGAAUUACGGUUAUGAUGCAUGGGGCUUGUAUAUAUCAUGGCUUUAAGAAUAUUGAAGAAUAUUUUCCCAUCAUUUCUUUCACCAUUUCCGUGAUUAUACAAUAAUCUUGUACAACACCGCUGCUCAUGCCGUAUACAUAUAUAUUACAUAAAUAUGCCACUGAGAAAAAUCGCAUUUAAGCACACAUACAAAAUACAAUAUUUUUACGUGUGAAAAUAUCAUUUUUGCAAGCCAAUCAAAAAGCGCGUAGGACAUAUGUUUGACCAAUCAGAGAACUUGUUGUAAAACGCAUUGCCACGGAUGUUUUAUUGUUUUUCAAUUUUGUUUAUAUAAUAAACAGAAAGUACAUGGGUGCUUGGAAAUACCAGAUUUAUCCGCGCACCCAUGUAUUAUUCUGAACUAUUCUCUAUAUAUUACAGUAUUCUAAUGUAAUGUAAUGAAGGAUUUCUUUUUGUAAUUUCAGAAUCAGUCACAAUCAAAGACAUGCGGAGAAUAUCGGAAAGAUUGCUAGAAUCUAAACCAGCCCUGGCUGCUUAUGGAGACUUGAGUAAAUUACCUUCAUUUAAAGACGUUGAGAAAGCUUUUGUGAACGAUGGCAAACUGCCUUCUGCCUCGAGAUUUUUCUUAUUUAGAUGA